Messenger RNA from Scutellospora calospora, 1780 nucleotides. NCBI's taxonomy places the organism in Eukaryota, Fungi, Glomeromycota, Glomeromycetes, Diversisporales, Gigasporaceae. The record is from the annotation of a GenBank genome assembly.
AAGCAUGCAUGCAACUUCGUAUUCAAAUCCUCCAACGGAAGUUGGCUGUCCCAUUCCAAACAUACCUCAUGCUAUAUCUGUAGCAUUACCAACUUGGCAAGAUAAUGUAGACUACGAAGAAGGUCGUGAGAGAGUAGUAAGCCGAAUGUUGACAGGGUAUCCAAGGUUUUUUAUUAAUAAACAAGUCGAAAAGUUAAAUUCGAUAUGUGAUCAAAAAUUUGCGAAACCAUCCGAAACAUGUUUACUCUUUCCUAGUCGCAAAACUGCUGAGUGUUGUCGAGAUUACUUACGUAGAUAUUAUGAGCCUAGUAAGCCUACUAGUUUUCGUCUAGCCGAAAUCACAAUUGUGACAUCAGAUCGAAGCAAACAAUCAAUUCUAGGUAAUGUCACAUUAUAUGUGCUUCUUUUUCCAAAAGAAGCAUUUUCAGUGGCAAAGACCUUUUGGCAACAUACGGGAAAUGGUAUUAGUUCUCGUUUGGCCGAAUAUGUACUUUAUAUGCUGCAAACGAAGUGCGAUGAAAAGUACACAGAAAAUAUUUAUAGAGAUUCCACAAAAAGAGCUUCAUUUUGUAAAAGAUAUUUCAGUAGACAAACAUCAAGCGGCUGGAAUGUGGCUUGUGAAUCUAAGGGGAAUUUAUCCACCGAUACUAUGUCGACCAGCAACUCUAUUAUUGCUGAACAGAACUUUUAUGUUGAAGAGCGUUAUGGUCGUAAUUUACCUACAUCAUUUAUUGAAAAAGCAAAAUUUGAACUUAGACGAAGAAUUGCUAGCAGCCUUAGAGUCGAAGAAAGUAAGGAUGUAGUAAGAGGAGUAACAGAAGAAGACGUUUUUCUUUUCCCAGGUGGAAUGAGCUCAAUCUUUCAUGCGCACCAAUUUUUGCUGAAAGCAUUUUCUCCGAGAAAGAGUAUCUGUUUUGGAUUUGCAUAUGUUGAUACUUUAAAAAUUUUGCAAAAGUUUGGACCUGGGUACCAUUUUUAUGGAAAUGGAAUAUCAUCAGAAAUAGAUGAGAUCGAAAAUCUUCUUGAAUCAGGAGAAAAGGUUUUAGCACUAUUUUGUGAAUUUCCGAGUAAUCCAUUAUGUAAAUCACCAGAUCUGAAACGUCUUAGAAUUCUUGCGGACAAGUAUGAUUUUCCAAUUGUAAUAGAUGAUACGAUCGGAAAUUAUGUCAAUGUUAAAGUUUUCGAGUGGGCAGAUAUUAUAGUAUCAAGCUUAACCAAAAUUUUUAGUGGGGAUAGUAAUGUCAUGGGAGGAGGAUUGGUCCUGAAUCCUCAAAGACGCUAUUAUGAAAAGCUGAAAAAAGUCAUAAAUAAUGAAUAUGAAGACAUUCUUUGGGGGGAAGAUGCAAUCUUUCUUGAGCGUAACUCUAGAACUUUCAGAGAACGUAUCAUGAAAAUCGACAAAACUACGGAGGAAAUAUGUGAAUUAUUUAUAAAUAGCCCUAAAGUUAAAAAAGUAUAUUAUCCAAAAUAUAUUACACCGGACAUUUACCUUCAAUAUAAGACAGCUGAAGGUGGAUUUGGUGGAUUAUUUUCAGUUACUUUCCAUUCAGAUCUUGCGUCUCAACAAUUUUUUGAUUCACUUGAAGUCGCGAAAGGACCAUCACUUGGUACUAAUUUCACUUUAGCAUGUCCUUAUACAAUUUUAGCACAUUAUGCUGAAUUAGAUUGGGUAUCAAGUUACGGUAUUGAACCAGGUCUCGUUCGAGUGAGCAUAGGCUUAGAAGAUAAAAAUGUUUUGUUAAAAAAAUUUCAAUAUAGUCUGGAUGCAAUUACUGAGUGA